Messenger RNA from Protobothrops mucrosquamatus (brown spotted pit viper), 1019 nucleotides. RefSeq names its product tenomodulin (gene TNMD). The coding region runs from base 1 to 969 and encodes 322 amino acids. The transcript is spliced from 7 exons. The record is from RefSeq and is a predicted model, not a curated record. Lineage: Eukaryota; Metazoa; Chordata; Lepidosauria; Squamata; Viperidae. Gene Ontology annotation, biological process: negative regulation of endothelial cell proliferation; negative regulation of angiogenesis.
AUGAGCGAAGCCGCCGUCAAGCAGCAAAGAGAAACUGCACAGUUUACCGUCAUCGCUUACACUUCAAGUGUCAAGAAAGGGUUCUACAAAAGAGUCCAGAUUUGGGCUGUGUUAACUUUCAUUCUGCUCCUCUCCCUCACCUUGACCGUUCUGGGUGUCUCCUAUUUUUGGAAACCUGCUCCUCCUAAAAAGAUUUAUGAAUUGGAGCAUAUGUUUGUCAGCAACAUGGAAAAACAGAAGAUAUUAUUGAAGAUCGAUCCCCUCACUUGGACAGAGACCUUUUAUACCGGCAAGGAUCGUGAAGAAGUUCUUGAAAUACAUGAUUUUAAGAAUGGAAUAACUGGCCUCUUUUUCAUGGGUGAUCCCAAAUGCUUUCUCCAAAACCAGAUUAAAGGGAUACCAGAAGCAUCGGAUAUGGAGACGGAGGCGCCCGAGGCAGAAGAAAUGGCAGCCACCUAUUUUGACCAAUCGGUGCUCUGGGUUCCAGGAGAGAAAGCCAUUGAAAAUAAAGAUUUUCUGAAGGAUUCCAAGAUGUUUGACCUCUGCAAAAACGUUACUGCAUAUUGGAUCCAUCCGACUCUGCUAAGACAUCCAGACCUUGUUGACUUUGAAAAAGGAAAUGAGGAUCCGAUUCCCACGAAUGAGCAAAACCAAGUGGAGGCUCAGCAGGGACGCCAGUCCUUGGGCAAGGAAGAAAGCCAAGGUCCCAAACGCCACGCUCGGCAGCUGACCGAAGAAGACUUACCAGUGAACGACUACACCGAGAACGGCCUGGAGUUCCACCCCCUUUGGGAUGAGAGAGGAUACUGCUGCGCCCGCUGCCGUCGAGCCCACCGCUACUGUCGCAGGAUAUGUGAGCCGCUACUAGGAUACUACCCGUAUCCCUACUGCUAUCAGGGAGGGCGGGUGAUCUGCCGUACAAUCAUGCCUUGCAACUGGUGGAUAGCACGGAUGUUAGGGCGAGUGUAAGCGCACAUUGUCCAAAAGUAAUAAAAAUAAGCUUAGUGCAGUCCAAGGUC